AUGCCGCCUCUGCGGGAGUGGCAGCAGGUCGUGCUUGUGCUUCGCUCCUCGGCCGCGGGUGCGGACGGAGUCGCUCUGAACCGCCCCUUGGCGGCGCGCGGGAACCGGCAGCUGGCGGAGCUGCUGCUGCGGCAGACGGGAGAGGCGGAGGCGCUAGCGCUAGCCGGCCCGCUGCUCGCCGCAUUCGGCGACGAUUUGUGCGCGUACUUGGGAGGGCCGUCGGGGCAGGAGGAGGGCGGGCUGCUGGUCCACGGCGACGGGUCGCUCGAGGGCCGCGCCUCGCCGCUCGCGUUCCGCUGGUUCCUCGGCCGCCACACAGGCCUGACCACCGACGAGGGCGUGUGGCGGGCCAUCGCGUGCGCGCGGCCGGUUGCGCUGAAGCAGUGCCUCGGCCUGCCCAAGCCGCUGUGGCACGAGGUGAUGGAGCUGUGCGGCGGCGAGCUCGAGAUCCUCAAGCGGGACGACCUGCCGAGCGAGGACGACUGA
Emiliania huxleyi CCMP1516 is the source of this 486-nucleotide messenger RNA. RefSeq lists its product as hypothetical. The transcript has 7 exons. NCBI's taxonomy places the organism in Eukaryota, Haptophyta, Isochrysidales, Noelaerhabdaceae. Bases 1 to 486 code for a protein of 161 amino acids. The record is from RefSeq and is a predicted model, not a curated record.